Molecule: messenger RNA, 1352 nt
Organism: Phyllotreta striolata
Lineage: Eukaryota; Metazoa; Arthropoda; Insecta; Coleoptera; Chrysomelidae
Source: the annotation of a GenBank genome assembly
ACGUAUUGCUUGUACUGUAAACGUGAAAUACAUAUUAUUUCGUCAGUAGAACAAGUACUUCUGCUUCUUUUCCUUUUGAUAACUUUUUAAUUAUUUUAAACAUUAAAACGGUAGCAAGCAACAAGAUGGAGGCAAUUAAUUUUACAGCCAAAACCAAAAAAUUGGAAUUAGUACGUGUACCUGUACCUGUAAUUACCCAACCCGAUCAGGUCCUUAUUAAGGUGGCUUAUUCUGGCAUAUGUGGUACCGAUCUUCACAUUAUUCAGGGAGAAUUUCCUUGUAAUGAAAAAAACUCGUUCACAUUAGGACAUGAAUUUUCUGGUACUGUUGUCGAUGUCGGUGCAGACGUUAAAAUUUUUAAAAAGGGCGAUAAUGUUUCUGUUGAUCCUAAUAACGGUUGCAACAGCUGCGAUUUCUGUCAUUCCGGCCAACCUCAUUUUUGUCCUGUUGGUGGCAUUUUGAACACAGUAGGGAUCUACAGGAAUGGCGGAUGGGCUGAGUACUGUCUGGUUUCAUUAACACAAGUUCACAGAAUCCCUAACAAUGUUUCUUUAGAACAAGCUGCAUUGACUGAGCCCUUAUCUUGUUUGGCGCACGGAUUCGAUAUAAUCAGCCCCGUUACUGUUGGACAAAAAAUCCUCAUCACCGGAGCUGGAAUUAUAGGUAACCUCUGGGUGUGUAACUUGCAUCUACAAGGUCAUCGAGAUGUCACCGUAUCCGAACCGAAUUUAAAGAGAUUGGAGAUGUUAGGAAAAUUGAAUACAGGAUUCAAACUGUUAACACCAGAUGAAUUAAAGAAAAACCAAAAGGCUGAUCCAAAUUAUAAAUUUGAUGUAGUAAUUGACUGCAGUGGCUUCCCGCCCGCUAUUGAACAUGCCGUUACCUUGUUGAGAAGAGGUGGAAAAUUAUGCAUUUUUGGUGUUGCACCCCCUCAUGCAGAAAUCAAGAUUAAACCAUUCGAUGUUUACAUGAAUGAGUUGAAGAUUUUUGGGGUACUAAUAAACCCUUUUUGCUUUCCUAAAUCCUUGGGAUUAAUCGAAGCGAUGGGCGAUAGAUACUUAAACUUCGAGAAUUUAGGGAUAAAAACGUUUUCGUUGAGACAAUACCAAGAUGCAAUCGAAAUGUUAAAAAGCGGUACUAUAGCUAAAGCGAUUUUCAAACUAUAAUUAUUUUCCGUAUUAAUUUGGAUAAAAUUUGUUUGAUGUCUAUAAUAGGUAUUUCUAUACAUACAGUGUGAACCGUAUGAAAUGAAAAAAUUCUCUAACGUCCAAUAAAUGGAGAAAAUGAUGUAUAAUUGGGUAAAGAUUUAUUGGAAUAAAUAAAUAUAACAUAUGCAAGAGUUUUUCCUUUAA